GGCUCCGGCCGGGCAAACUAGACAAACCCGAGCAUUACCCAAAACGGCACAGGAAACAUGGCGGCGUUCAGUAGACAUUUGACAGCGAAAAACUCUUCAAUAGCAGGCGGUAUUUUGCUGCUGUUGUACCUACUGAAACAAAGAAAACGUGCAUCCAAACAGGGCGGUAGGAAAGGAGGGACAGACAUACUGCCUAACUCUGAGAGAGAUGGCAAAAAGGACCGAGCAGCAGUUGACAAGACGUUCUUCCUCCGGAUCAUCCGGAUCGUGCGCCUCAUGAUACCUCAAGUUUUCUGCAUGGAGACCGGCUACCUUAUCUUUAUUGCUGCCAUGUUGGUGGCGAGGACCUACUGUGAUGUAUGGAUGAUCCAGAACGGCACCAUGAUCGAAAGUGCAAUUAUUGGUCGCUCAACAAAAGAUUUCAAGACCUUCUUGUUCAGCUUUAUCAAAUUCAUGCCACUUAUAGCCUUGGUGAAUAACUUCCUGAAGUUGGGUCUGAACGAGCUGAAGCUGAGGUUUCGGGAAAGGCUCACAAAGAGCUUGUACGACCAAUACCUGCAAGGUUUCACAUACUACAAAAUGGGAAACCUGGACAAUCGGAUUGCUAAUGCCGACCAGCUACUGACUCAGGAUGUGGAGAAAUUUUGCAACAGUGUGGUGGACCUUUACUCCAACCUCAGCAAGCCUCUUUUGGAUAUUGGUCUGUACAUAUUCAAGCUGACAAGUGCUAUUGGGGCUCAGGGCCCAGCUAUCAUGAUGGCCUACUUGCUGAUCUCGGGUCUGUUCCUGACCAGACUAAGGAGGCCGAUAGGCAAGAUGACUGUCACAGAGCAACGCUACGAGGGAGAGUACCGCUUCGUCAACUCUCGCCUCAUCACCAAUAGUGAAGAGAUUGCCUUCUACAAUGGGAACACGAGGGAAAAACAGACCAUUUAUGCCACAUUUAAGAAACUGGUGGACCACUUGCACAACUUCAUCUUUUUCCGCUUCUCCAUGGGAUUUGUGGACAGCAUUAUUGCCAAGUACAUCGCCACAGUGGUGGGCUACCUGGUGGUCAGCCGUCCAUUCCUAAACAUUUCACACCCACGACAUCUGCACAGCUCACACUCUGAGCUGCUGGAGGACUACUACCAGAGUGGGAGGAUGCUCCUGAGAAUGUCCCAAGCCCUCGGCAGGAUUGUACUGGCUGGCAGAGAGAUGAGCCGUCUCUCAGGAUUCACAGCUCGUAUCACUGAACUGAUGAAAGUCCUGAAGGAGCUGAAUGCUGGAAAAUACGAACGCACAAUGGUCUCACAGCAAGAGAAAGAAUCAGAAACUGCAGAGAAACUCAUUCUGGUUCCUGGAAGUGGUCAAAUUAUCAACAGAGAUAACAUCAUCAAAUUUGACCAUACUCCACUGGCAACACCUAACGGAGACGUAUUGAUUAGGGACCUCUCAUUUGAGGUGAGGUCUGGUACCAACGUUCUUGUAUGUGGACCCAACGGUUGUGGAAAAAGCUCUCUGUUCCGAGCCCUCGGGGGGCUGUGGCCUCUGUUUGGAGGAAGCCUGACAAAACCUGAGAGAGGGAAGCUCUUCUACGUGCCACAGAGACCCUACAUGACUCUGGGUUCUCUGAGGGACCAGGUCAUUUACCCCGACACCUAUGAACAACAGAGAAAGAAAGGAAUCUCUGAUCAGGUGUUGAAGGAUUACCUGGACAAUGUUCAGCUGGGUCACAUCCUGGAAAGGGAGGGCAGCUGGGACUCAGUCCAGGACUGGAUGGAUGUCCUCAGUGGAGGAGAGAAGCAGAGGAUGGCUAUGGCCAGAUUGUUCUACCACAAGCCCCAGUUUGCCAUUCUUGAUGAGUGCACCAGUGCAGUGAGCGUUGAUGUGGAGGACUUCAUCUACAGCCACUGUAGAACGGUCGGCAUCACUUUGUUCACAGUGUCUCACAGAAAAUCUCUGUGGAAGCACCAUGAGUAUUAUCUCCAUAUGGACGGGAGAGGGAACUACGAGUUCAAACCCAUCACUGAUGAAACUGUGGAGUUCGGCUCAUAACUCACUACUGAUAUAAGCAAACACACUUUGCUCUGAUGAAACUAGUCCAUUAAUUCUUUGCACUUAAGUCAGAACUCAUAGCUAAAAAAAAACUAGAACAUAAUGUUUUUAAUCAUUUAUGAAUCUCAUUCUUGUUUCUUUUUUUUUUCACUUUGAUGUCCAUUAAUUUGUUGAGUGUUAAUUUACAAACCUUCUAAUUGACCUUAUAUUUAGGUUUUGUUCAUAGAUUCAAAAGGAGAAAGCACCCUAAACUGUUUUGAUCAUCCUUAACAUGCAUCAGUGGCUUACAGCAGCCACAGAGGUUAAACAUAAUGUGGAAUACAUGAUGUAAUACCCAAAGUAUGCAUGCACAAUGUUAUUUUCCUAUAUGCUCACUGACACGAGUGAUGGCUGCCUGAUAGGUUGUAAUUUAAGUUACACUUUCCACAGCUGACAGACGCGGAGAGCAGCGGAGGCUGGCGAUCACAAACAGUUUUACAGUUACAAGAUGAAGACUUGAGUCAUGUUAAGGAGUACAAUUUGACUUCUUUAUAGUCAUCCAACAGAAACAUGAUUGCA
Messenger RNA from Labrus mixtus (cuckoo wrasse), 2595 nucleotides. It is a transcript of the gene abcd3a, whose product is annotated as ATP-binding cassette, sub-family D (ALD), member 3a. Lineage: Eukaryota; Metazoa; Chordata; Actinopteri; Labriformes; Labridae. Gene Ontology annotation, molecular function: ATP binding; long-chain fatty acid transmembrane transporter activity; ATP hydrolysis activity. Bases 58 to 2037 code for a protein of 659 amino acids. Gene Ontology annotation, cellular component: peroxisome; peroxisomal membrane. The transcript is spliced from 23 exons. Gene Ontology annotation, biological process: very long-chain fatty acid catabolic process; long-chain fatty acid import into peroxisome; peroxisome organization. The record is from RefSeq and is a predicted model, not a curated record.